AGGCAUAUUUUGACAAUGAGCAACGUGGAGCCGGAGGACGCGGGAAUUAUCACAUUUAUAGCAGAAAACGUCACCUGCAGGGCCAAGCUGCUGAUGAUAGAGCAACCCGUGCGGUUUGUGAAGCCGCUCCGGGACAAGGUGGCGAUGGAAAGGCACAGGAUGCUGCUGGAGUGCCAGGUGUCGCGGCCCAGCGCCUCCGUGCGCUGGUUUCACGACGAUGUCGAGCUGGCUGACUCGGAGGCCGCGGGCGACGAGGAGCCGCGCGUGCAGCUGCUGAGUCAGGGCUGCUACCGCCAGCUGCUCAUCAUCAGCGUCGUCAGGAGCGACGAGGGCUUGUACACCUGCGACGCUGGCGCCGACCGCACCUCCGCAAACCUCUUAGUCGAAGCGCAAGAGAUACAGGUGUUGCGGCCGCUGUCCGACGCCGAGGUCACGGAGCCGGAGGGCGCGACGUUCGAGUGUGAGCUCUCCGCUGAUGAGGUGAAGGGCGCCCGCUGGAGUCUCAACGGCGACGAGGCAAACCUGGCCUCUCACGGGGCCCAGACGGAGCAGGAUGGCGCGGUACACCGCCUCGCGCUGCCGUCCACGCGCCACGACAUGGCCGGCACCGUCUGCUUCACCGUCGGAAAGGCUAAGACCAGCGCCCAGCUGAUUGUGCACGAAACGCCAGUAGGAGUGGUGCAAGAGCUGGAGGACAAGACCGUGACAGCAAAUCGCUCCGUGACCUUGCACUGCGAGUUUGGUCGACCGGUGGGGCAGCCCUUCUGGUACUUUGGCAGCAAGCGGAUCGAGGCGUCGGACAGGCACGAGAUGAGGCACGAGGGACCGACGGCCUUGCUGACGAUCCACAAGGUGCGCAGGAGGGACGCGGGGACCUACACGUGCCGCGUCGGCGAGACACGCAGCACCGCCACCAUCGGCGUGAACGAGCGUCAGCUCGGGGUGUUGGGCAAGAUGCGCGACGUGGCCGUGGAGGAGGAAGGCACGGCCGUGUUCGUGUGCGAGCUGUCUCGCGCCGACGUGGAGGACGUCGCUUGGUUCCUCAACGCCUCGCGCCUCGUGUCCAGCGAGCUCAACGAGAUCAAGCGCGAUGGCAGCAGCCACACGCUCGUCCUGCGAAACGUGACGGUGGACGACACCGGGACCAUCGUCUUCACGGCGGAAGACGUGAAGGAGACCGCUCAAUUGCACGUUCGAGAGAAGCCGGUGGUGUUCACGAAACGACUGGAGGCAGUGAGCGGGGAGGAGGGCGGCCAAGCGGCACUGGAGUGCGAGGUGUCCCGGCCCGUGCCACCAAGCGCCAUCGCGUGGAGGAAGGGCCCCCACACGCUGCACCCCAGCGACAAGCACGAGCUGCUGCAGGCUGGCCGCAGCCUGGGCCUGUUCGUGCGUGGCCUUCAGCCAUCCGACAGCGGACAGUACUCCUGCGUCGUGGGCAAUGACACCACCUCCGCUUCUCUGCACGUGCAAGAGCUGAAAGUGACCAUCAUAAAAGCGCUCGAGAAUGUGGAAGCCAAAGAGGGGGAGAGCGCUGCAUUUAAUUGCGAGAUUUCACACGAAGGUAUCUCUGGUUGCCGAUGGCUGUUGAACAAUAAGGAGCUGAAGGCAGGAAACAGGAUAGAGAUGAGCUCCAUGGGCCAGAAGCAUGCCCUUGCCAUGAAGCAGCUGACGGCGAAGGACAGUGGAGAUGUCACGUUCAAGGCCAGAGCUGCCUCUACCAAAGCCAAACUCAGUGUCAUAGAAUCUGGAGUUGUUUUCACCAAACCACUGUCUGACGCCAAUGUCCAGGCAGAGGGUGAAGUGACCCUCUCGUGUGAGACCUCAAAGGCCGGGUCACCAGUGCAGUGGUACCAUGAUGAUCACCUGCUGGAUGGUAGCAACAAGCGGUUCCAUGUGAAGCGAGAUGGAAAGGCAGCCACUCUGAAGAUCAGUCGCGUGGAGCUAACGGACAGCGGGAAGUACGUCUGUGACUCGGGCUUUGAGAAAACCAGUGCCACCUUGACUGUCACAGAGCUCCCAGUUAAAUUUUCCAAGGAAUUGGGAAAACUGUCUAUUGAAGAAGGACACAAGGCUGAGCUGACGUGUGAAACAUCUCGUGGAGACACUCCAGUCGUGUGGCGCAAGGGUGACAAGAUCCUGAAAGCUGGAGCCAAGUAUCGCAUGGUGCGCGAGGGCAGGAAGGCCAGCCUCGUCAUCAGCUCAGUGGAGCUGGGAGACAGUGACCAGUACACGUGCGACUCUGGAAACUUCCAGACGUCAGCAAAGCUCACUGUCACAGAAACUGGAGUUGUUUUCACCAAACCUCUGUCCGAUACCAAAGUCCAGGCAGAGGGUGAAGUGACCCUCUCGUGUGAGACCUCCAAGGCCGGGUCACCAGUGCAGUGGUACUAUGAGGAUCAGCUGCUGGAUGGUAGCGACAAGCGGUUCCAUGUCAAGCGAGAUGGAAAGGAAGCCACGCUGAAGAUCAGUCGCGUGGAGCUCACGGACAGUGGGAAGUACGUCUGUGAUUCAGGCUUCGAGAAAACCAGUGCAACCUUGACCAUCACAGAGCUCCCUGUAAAAUUUUCCAAAGAGCUGGGUGAGUUGUCGGCUGAGGAAGGACGCAAGGCUGAGCUGACGUGUGAAACAUCUCGUGGAGACACUCCUGUCGUGUGGCGCAAGGGCAAGAAGACCCUGAAAGCUGGAGCCAAGUAUCGCAUGGUGCGUGAGGGCAGGAAGGCCAGCCUCGUCAUCAGCUCUGUGGAGCUAGGAGACAGUGACCAGUACACCUGCGACUCUGGAAACUUCCAGACGUCAGCAACGCUCACUGUAACAGAAGCGGGAGUCGUUUUCACCAAAUCUCUCUCGGAUACCAAAGUCCAGGCAGAGGGUGAAGUCACCCUCUCGUGUGAGACCUCCAAGGCCGGGUCACCAGUGCAGUGGUACCACGAGGAUCAGCUGCUGGAUGGUAGCGACAAGCGGUUCCAUGUGAAGCGAGAUGGAAAGGCAGCGGUGCUCAAGAUAAGUCGCGUGGAGCUAACGGAUAGCGGGAAGUACGUCUGUGACUCGGGCUUUGAAAAAACAGUGCCACCUUGACCGUUACAGAGCUCCCUGUUACAUUUUCCAAAGAGCUGGGAGAGCUGUCGGUUGAGGAAGGACACGAGGCUGAGCUGACGUGUGAAACAUCUCGUGGAGACACUCCAGUCGUGUGGCGCAAGG
Molecule: messenger RNA, 3198 nt
Organism: Lethenteron reissneri (Far Eastern brook lamprey)
Lineage: Eukaryota; Metazoa; Chordata; Hyperoartia; Petromyzontiformes; Petromyzontidae
Product: obscurin-like
Source: RefSeq, a predicted model, not a curated record